CGGGUACAGUUCUAAAACCCUCUCUUGUCUCUUGAGCUCAAGAGGGACUAGGACGAAAGCGUUCGCCGCCGCCGCCUCCUCCCAGGCCACGCGAUGGCCCCACCGGGCAGCCGCGUCGCCGUCUACCUCCACCGCGCGCGCCUCAUCGACUCCCUGCGCCUCCGCCUCCGCUCCCCUUCCCCGCCGCCGGCGCCGGCGCCCCCGCCCGACGACCCCGUGGUCGCGCUCCACGGCAUCCGCUGCGCGCCCACGCCAUCCUCCGCGCUCUCCUUCUUCCGAACCCUCCCUUCCCCUGCGCCGCUCCCGCUCUUCCACGCGCUCGCCUCCCGCCUUGCCACCCCCGCAUCUCUCCCAGACCUCCGCUCCCUCCUCGCCUCCUUCCCCCUCCCCCCUCCCCCUCUCACCCGCCUCCGCCUCCUCGCCGCCGCAGGAGACCACCCCGCUGCCCUCGCCGCCUUCGAUUCCAUCCCAACAAAAACCGCCCCCCACCGCCACCGACACCGCCCCGCCGAGGCGCACAACCUCGUCAUCAACCUCCACGCCGGCGCCGGGGCCCACGCCGCCGCCGUCGAGGCCUUCCGCGGCAUGGUCGCCGAGGGCGCGCUCCCCAACACCCGCACCUACACCGUCCUCGUCUCCCACCUCGCCUCCGCCGGGUUCCUCGACCAGGCGCUCGACAUUUUCCGCCUCCUCCCUUCGAUCCGCUCGCGCCGGACCACCCGCCAGUACAACGUGCUCGCCGAGGCGCUCGCCGAGGCCCGCAGGUUCGACCAGCUCCGGUGGCUCGUCCGCGAGAUGGGCGCCGUCGACGGCGUCCUGCCCGGCCCGCAGGUACGGGCCGCCGUCGCCGCCAUGAGGGAGGCGGGGCACACGGAGGGCACGGAGGACUUCGUCGGUGAGCUCUCGCCCGACGCGAGGAUCCCGUACGCCGUCGAUGACGCGGAGGGCGAGGGACGAGACAGCGAAGGGGAGGAGGAAGAGGAGGAUGGCGACAAGGACAGGUCCAGGGGUACUAAGGAGACGCUGAAGCCAUGGCUGGACCCGCGCGAGCUGGCCAGGGCAUUGGAAGGCUGGGCCCCGGAGGAGGUGGCGGAGCUUGAGGCCGCCGGGAUCGUGUGGACGCCGCGGCUGGUGUGCAAGCUUCUGCGCGCGUUCAAGAAGGCGGCGACGGCGUGGGAGUUCUUCUGCUGGGUGGCGUGCCACCCCGGCGGCGGCGGCUUCGCGCACGACCGGCACACGGUGGCGAGGAUGGUCACCAUCCUAGCCCGCGCCGGCCACGUCGACCUCGUCGACCGCCUGCUCGCCAAGGUGCGCGCCGACGGCAUCCUCCUCCCGUUCGCCACCGUGGGACUCGUCCUCGACUUCUACGGUCUCUCCAAGAAGCCCGACGCGGCAGUCCGGGUGUUCCGCGACGCCGACGCCAUCUGCGGGCCCAUAUCGAGACCCAACCUCGCGCUGCUCUGCUCGUCGCUGCUGAGGACGAUGGCCAAGUGCCGCCGCGGGCGCGACGCCCUGGUGCUCCUCGAGGAGAUGAUGGCGGCGGAGCGUGGCGUCGUCCCGGACCUGCAGACCUUCUCGGGGCUAAUGCAGAGCCUGGCCGGCGCCGGCGACCUCAGCGGCGUGCACAGGCUGUUCGGGCUGGUGCGGCAGUGCGAGCUGCAGCCCGACGCGUACAUGUACUGCGUGCUCGUCAGGGCAUACUGCAAGCGGGAGCGGGCCGCGCUCGCGCUGAAGCUGUUCGACGAAAUGCGUGGCGCCGGGGUCGCCCCGGACGUGGGCACCAAGGCGCUGCUGGUGAAGAGCCUGUGGAAGGAGGGGAAGCUCCGGGAGGCGGCGCUCGUCGAGGAGAGGUGCGAGGAGAUCCUCGCGGCGGGCGGCAAAGACGGCCUCCCUAAAGCGGCACCGGGCCACGUGUGGACGGUGAGCGCCGCGGACCUGGACAAGGUGUACGACAUCUACUCCGGCUGCUUCAGGCAGCCUGAUUCAGAAGCCUUGACCGCGAUGAACAAGCCAUGAAUUGAUGUUCCACUUCGAAACUCAAGACGCCGGCAUGCUCGUCAUGGCAGCUCGUGAAAUGGGAGCUCAUCCUGGAGCACGACGCCGCGGCGGUGUAUCACUGACAUCGCAGUGCAGCUGAAGAAGCAUGACGGCGGCUUAGGAUGAUUACAGACUGGAAUUGUAAUCGCCAUGAGAAACCAAUGCUAGCUUUAGCUUAUGCACCAUCAUUUGCAAUUUUCAGAAGUUGAGAAGAAGUUCGACAUGGAUAUUCAUUUGCAA
Brachypodium distachyon (stiff brome) is the source of this 2277-nucleotide messenger RNA. RefSeq names its product pentatricopeptide repeat-containing protein At5g66631. Bases 94 to 2016 code for a protein of 640 amino acids. NCBI's taxonomy places the organism in Eukaryota, Viridiplantae, Streptophyta, Magnoliopsida, Poales, Poaceae. The record is from RefSeq and is a predicted model, not a curated record. Gene Ontology annotation, molecular function: protein binding. The transcript has a single exon.